Molecule: messenger RNA, 2149 nt
Organism: Vigna unguiculata (cowpea)
Lineage: Eukaryota; Viridiplantae; Streptophyta; Magnoliopsida; Fabales; Fabaceae
Product: protein trichome berefringence-like 7
Cellular component (GO): Golgi apparatus
Molecular function (GO): O-acetyltransferase activity
Source: RefSeq, a predicted model, not a curated record
ACCACUGAGGGAGUUGCGAUGAAACAUGUUAUGUUGUGUGCCCAACAAUGUCAUAAUAAUGUACACAACAACUCUUCUCCUUCUGUCCUUGGACUUUGAUUUUUCUGUAUUUCCAUACUUUAUCCAUUUUUGGCAUCUGGGUUUCUUUCUUCUCUCUCCAAAAUCGAAUCUUUCUCAUCUGGGUCACUCUAUUUGCCCUUUCAACUUACUCAUCGGUUGCGUAGCGUGAUGGCUCUGUUCUGUCACAAUGAGUGCUCUGAAUAGGACCAUUUCCUUCAACAAAACCUAUUCCUUCAAUCGAAGGUCCCUCGCCAUUGGAAGUCCCAGAGUCAGUCUUAACAACACAAACAACAACCGCUUCGGAUGUGUCUCUCUCAGGUUUCAGGUUCUUAUCAUCGUUGCCUCUGUCCUUUCCUUCUUUGUAGCCGUAGGUGGCUACAUGUACGUCCUUCCAAGCCUUAGCCAAGCGUUUUCCAAUGUCCAAGUUCUUUCAUCUGAGCGCAACAAUGGAUCAGUUAGAGAUUGUGAUGUGUUUGAUGGAAGCUGGGUGCGGGUUCAAGAUCACCCCUUGUAUAAUGCCACAGAGUGCCCUUUCGUAGAAGGGGGAUUCGACUGUGUAGGGAAUGGGAGGAGUGACAGGGAUUAUCUUGGAUGGAGGUGGAAGCCUAGGAGUUGUGAGAUUCCAAGGUUUGAUGUGCGCGGUGUGUUGGAAAUGUUGAGAAGCAAAAGGAUUGUUUUUGUCGGGGAUUCAAUGAGUAGGACUCAGUGGGAGUCUCUGGUUUGCAUGCUCAUGGCUGGUGUUGAAGAUAAGAGAGGUGUUUAUGAAGUGAACCGGAAUCAGAUAACAAAGAAGAUCAGGUUCUUGGGGGUUCGGUUCAGUGCCUUCAAUUUCACCGUUGAGUUUUUUCGCUCGGUUUUUCUGGUGCAGCAGGGCAGGAUGCCUAGACAUGCACCAAAAAGGGUCAAAUCCACACUCUUAUUGGACAAGUUGGAUGAUAUAAGUGACCAGUGGGUGAAUUCAGAUAUUCUGAUAUUCAAUACUGGGCAUUGGUGGGUUCCAUCUAAGCUUUUUGAUAUGGGCUGUUAUUUCCAGGUUGGAAGCACUCUUAAACUUGGGAUGUCAAUUCCUGCUGCCUUUAGAAUAGCACUUGAAACUUGGGCAUCAUGGGUUGAGAGAGAGAUUAAUAAAAAUAGAACACGCAUCUUCUUUAGGACUUUUGAGCCAUCUCACUGGAGUGAUCUUACUCGUAGAAUUUGCAAUGUGACCCAGUACCCAACAUUAGAAACUGAUGGAAAGGAUCAAAGCUUGUUUUCAGAUACAAUUUUAGACGUUGUAAAGAAUGUUACUUUUCCUAUAAAUGCUCUCCAUGUUACUUCUAUGUCUGCUUUCCGGAGUGAUGCACAUGUUGGUAAUUGGAGUGACAAUUCAUCUAUUCAAGAUUGUAGCCACUGGUGUCUUCCUGGAGUACCUGAUAUGUGGAAUGAAAUUAUCCUGGCCCAACUUUUUUCUGAAUCUGAAAUUCCUUUUCAACAAAUUGAAUCACUCGGUUGGAUGUCUCAGAGAGAGAAUACUUUUCUCAUACCUUCUAGGGCUUCAUCGUUUUUAUUAAUGGUGCAGAUUAGAGAGACUAACACUCUUAGUAGUCGCAAGCCUACCUCAAAUUCUGAUGCCUCCCAAGAAGUAUGGAUCGGAUUCUAACACCAUAAAUCUGAAGCCAUCUCAUUCUUCAAUUUUGAACUCUGCCAUCGACCAUGGUUUUCUUCAACACUCAACUGUACCAGGUUUUGUAAAAGUAUGGUCCAAUUACACAUAGCAACUUGUUAAAACAAAUUAAACAGGAAGUAAUUAUUUAAUUUGCCAAUUCUUUGUAUAUCAGUAAAGGUAUUGUCUGAGUUGCAUGUCAUGAUUUUUGGUUUUAGUCAUGACAAUACUGUUCUGCAUAGGAAAAAGUUAAGGAGAAGGAGAGUAUAGAUCAAUCAAUUUCUUUUUUUCAGAUUCCCUGUCUUAAUUAUGUAAUUGCGCUUUAUUCAAAUGGAUUUGUGUUUAAAUCGAUGCUGUUUCUCACUUUUUCUAUCGGCCUUGUGAAAAAUGGAGGAACGGCACCAUUUGACAGGAUUAAUCACGGGAUCACCCCUAUUCAGAAUUUCA